ACUUCUGCAAACAAUGAAAAGAAAUAUACUCCUGAACAGAUCAAGGCUGUCAAAGCUAUCCUGGCAUGUGGUACUGAUUAUUACAAAGUAUUAUCAUUGGAUAAAAAAUGUACUGAAGUGGAAAUCAAAAAAUCAUAUCGAAAGCUCGCUUUACAAUUCCAUCCUGAUAAAAAUAGUGCUCCAGGUGCUGAUGAAGCUUUUAAACUGAUCUCAAAGGCAUUUACAGUACUAUCUGAUCCACAAAAACGUGUUAUUCAUGAUGCUGGUGGUGGGGAUCCAGAACAACGUGGAAAUGCAGGUGCAGCAGGUUUUAGUGGAUUCCGAUCAUAUCAACAUCCUGGCUUUGGUGGCGAAGAUAUAUCUCCUGAAGAUCUAUUCAACAUGUUCUUUGGUGGUGGUGGUGGUAGUGGUAUGAUGGGUGGUGGAUUCAAUGGUGGAUUUCCUGGAUUCAGCAGUGCCACUUUUGUAGGACCUGGAUUUAGAACACAUACAUUCCAUACUGGAGCCGGUGCUGGACGUCGCGCCCCUCCACAAGCACAGCAACAAAGACAAGGUGAAGGCAGUCAUUCUCGAUGGGCUAUUCUGUUACAAUUGUUACCAUUACUUAUCUUAUUUGGUUACUCUGUCAUUUCUGGAUUGAUGACAGACAAUACUCCAAUGUUCUCUUUUCAACCAACAUCCAUUUACUCUCAACCACGCAUCACAGAAACUCACAACAUUCCUUAUUAUGUCAACCCAAAAACUUUUCGCUCCACUGAACAAAACAAGUACAAACUUUCACGUGUCGAACAACAAGUGACGAUGGAUUGGGUACGUGGAUUACAACACUCUUGUCAAGCAGAACGCAAGGAACGAUCAGCAAAAAUUAGAUCAGCUAGUGGUGUAUUUGGUAUUGGAAGGGAUGAAAAACGAUAUCAAGAAGCUCUUAGUUGGCCCACUCAAAGUUGCGAUAAACUCACAAGAAUUGGU
Halteromyces radiatus is the source of this 969-nucleotide messenger RNA. RefSeq names its product DnaJ domain-containing protein. Gene Ontology annotation, biological process: cellular response to misfolded protein. The record is from RefSeq and is a predicted model, not a curated record. Lineage: Eukaryota; Fungi; Mucoromycota; Mucoromycetes; Mucorales; Cunninghamellaceae. Gene Ontology annotation, molecular function: Hsp70 protein binding. The transcript is spliced from 3 exons. Gene Ontology annotation, cellular component: endoplasmic reticulum membrane. The annotation marks the transcript as partial.